This is a messenger RNA of Cinclus cinclus, 859 nucleotides long. It is a transcript of the gene HYI, whose product is annotated as hydroxypyruvate isomerase (putative). Gene Ontology annotation, biological process: glyoxylate metabolic process. The record is from RefSeq and is a predicted model, not a curated record. The coding region runs from base 1 to 846 and encodes 281 amino acids. Gene Ontology annotation, molecular function: hydroxypyruvate isomerase activity. NCBI's taxonomy places the organism in Eukaryota, Metazoa, Chordata, Aves, Passeriformes, Cinclidae. The transcript is spliced from 8 exons.
AUGGCGCUCCGCUUCUCCGCUAAUCUCUCAUGGCUCUUCCCGGAGCUCCCGGCGCUGCCGGCGCGGCUGGAAGCGGCGGCGGCCGCCGGGUUCGGAGCGGUGGAGGCGGCUUGGCCAGCGGGCUGCCCGGCCCAGGAGCUGCGGGCCGCGGCGGAGCGGGCGCGGGUGCGGAUCGCGCUCCUCAACACCCCUCCCGGGGACCAGGAGGCGGGUGAGCUGGGGCUGGCGGCCGUGCCGGGGCGGCAGGCAGCCUUCCGGCAGGGCCUGGAGGCGGCCGUGCACUACGCCAGGGCUGUGGGCUGCCCCAGGAUUCAUGUGAUGGCUGGGCGGGUUCCCCUGGGCACAGACCGGGCUGCAGUGGCAGGUGAGAUGGAAACCACCUUCAUUGAGAAUCUCAGAUACACUGCUGACCUCCUGGCCCAGGAAGACAUGAUUGGACUGUUGGAGCCUAUUAACAACCGCAUCACUGACCCUCGCUACUAUCUGAACACCCCACACCAAGCUGCUACCAUCCUGGAGAAAGUGGGACGGCCCAACCUGAAGCUGCAGCUGGACCUUUUUCACUGCCAGAUCAUGGAUGGCAAUUUGUCACACAACCUGGAGACAUACUUCCCAUUCAUCGGUCAUAUCCAGAUUGCACAGGUACCAGGGCGGCACGAGCCCGAUAGCCCUGGGGAGUUGAACUUCCCCUACAUCUUUGAGCUCCUGGAGUCCCUUGGCUACACUGGCUACGUGGGGUGCGAGUAUGCUCCAAAGGGAGACACCCUGGAAGGUCUGGGCUGGCUGCGAUCCUACUGGGAAAGCAGAGGGCUGCAGCAUGGUGGGACCAGCAAGGCAGCCAAGUAAAACUAAAACACCA